AUGGCCGAUCUCGAUGCUGCAGCAGCCGUGGCUGGCGAUGCUGACCAGACCUUCGAGCAGAUCUCGUUGGCAUGCCCGGGCAGGACGACCCAGCUCCGCAUGCUCCUCAACCUGCUAGGCACCGCUCACCAACCGAUGCCCGGCUCGAUCCUGCUUCAAGAUCCAUGCAGCCCGGCUCGGACCGCCUCCUACGCCAAGAUGGUGCUACGGACGCUGGCGGACCAGCCGCUGUCGGGCCUCCAUCCAACGGUGGUCUCGCCGCUGACCUCGAGUGCAGCUCCGGCCCUGUUCCGAGACCUGCUUGAGCCGCUAGAGGCGUCGCUUGGCUCCACUGCCCCGGCGUCGACCUCGAGGCGCGCCGAUGGCUCGCUCGAUUGGUUUCUCUGGAGGGUUUCUGCGCUCCUCUCCGCCAACCCAAGCGUCAAGGUUGCUGUGCUCAUCGAGAACGCGGAGAGGAUCCGAGACGUGUGGCCAGAGACGGUCUGGACCACCUUCUGCAGGCUCGGCGAACUGACUGCUUCGCAGGGUCGCAUCACCACGGUCUUUGUCUCGAGCUUGCCAUGGUCAAACUACCGCACACCGAGCGGCCUUACCACCGUCCACGGCCCCGUCGUCAUCCGGUUCCCCCGUCACACAAAGGAAGAAGUCAUCUCGAUCCUCUUGCGCGACUUCGACCCGCUCUACGCCGCCUACCACCGUUCGGUCCUCGAGACGCGGAUGCGCGCAAACACAGCAGUCGGGCUCGUCCAGCCGCACGUCUUCCGCAUCCUCAAGCGCAGGGACACAAUGGAGAUGGUCGACAGGGACUCGCUGCGCAGGCUGUACAGCAGCUACCUCGGUCUCUUCUACGACUCGAUCAGCUCGCACGUACGCGAUGUGGCCCAGAUGCGGGUCAUGAGUGCAGCCGUCUGGCACGCGUUCGUCGUGCCCGUGCAAGCUGGCGAAGCUACGACCGGAGACACCCAGCUGCUCCUGCUGGCAUCAUCACACCUCUUCAGAGACGUCCUCGUCCGUCUCCAGACCAGCGAGGUCGGCCCGAAGGAGUGGACGGAAGAAGCGCGGCAUCAGAGCAUCAAGGCUUGCGAGGAUCGUCUCACGGCCAGUGCCGAAAGGGCUAGGCUCCAGGUGGAAGCACCGGCAGGCGAGGAGGCCGGCAACAAUCCGCAGAUCGAGGCCGUCGAUGAAGACCUGCUCAUGGUCGAUGAGGAGACCAAGAUUGAUCAGGAAGAGUGGCGCGAACGCGAUGCCGAGAGGACCAAGAAGAGACGCCUGUCGACGCAGCUGGCCAACACGUCGACGCUCGCCUCGCUGCCGCUGAUCCCGACGUUCCUGCUCCUCUCGUCCUUCCUCGCCUCGUACAACCCGUCGCGCCUCGACGUGCGCUACUUUUUGCGAGACAGCUCGCUCAUCGGCCAGUCCUCGGCCGCGUCAAAGGGUGGCACGGGCGGGCGCAAGUUCGGGCCGGGUCGAGGCAGGAGGAUCGUCCGUCGCGCGCGCGGAGCCAAGAAUGGCGCGAUGGAGGAAGGGGCGACCGAGAACCUGAACCGGCAGGAACUGCUCGGUCCCAAGUCGUUUCCCGUCGACCGGCUCCUCAGCAUCUUCCAGGCCCUCAUCACCGAGUGCGGUCCCGAGCUCAACAACCAGCUCGCGCUCUCGGUCGUGCCCGGCGAGGUCGAUGCCAAUGGCCUCGAAGUCGAGGGCGAUGUCGGCGCCAUGUGGGAGGAGCGCGCGAGGAGCGUCGGCGUUUACACGCAGAUCAACAACCUCGUCAGCCGACGCAUGCUCGUCCGCACCUCGGCGCCAGACCGGCUGGGCGGCAGCGUGAACUUCCGCACAAACGUCGGGUACACGGUGGUGGCGACGCUGGCGAGGAAGGUGCGCUUCGACCUCGACGAGUGGCUCUGGGACUGGGGCGGCGGUGGCGCCGGUGCGGCCUAG
This is a messenger RNA of Pseudozyma flocculosa PF-1, 1938 nucleotides long. RefSeq lists its product as uncharacterized. The record is from RefSeq and is a predicted model, not a curated record. Gene Ontology annotation, cellular component: nucleus; nuclear origin of replication recognition complex. Lineage: Eukaryota; Fungi; Basidiomycota; Ustilaginomycetes; Ustilaginales; Ustilaginaceae. Gene Ontology annotation, biological process: DNA replication; DNA replication initiation. Gene Ontology annotation, molecular function: DNA replication origin binding. Bases 1 to 1938 code for a protein of 645 amino acids. The transcript has 7 exons.